CGAGGGCCUUGUGGCUGCGUGCAUUCAGGCGCUGCUGCAGAUCUUGACCCUCGCGAGGCAGAUCUCGGUCCGUCGGCCUUCGCCGCGUCAGCCCAUCCCAUCCCUCCCAUCCCGGUGACCCUUCCUCCGAAGGCUCGAGCGCAGCCUUCCUCUCAUCUGGCGCCGCUCGUGUGACCGGCGCCCUUUCACCGUGCUGCCGAGUUUUCAACCCGCCGCCGUCCCUGCCCCACUCAGGGACGGCGCCCUUGUUUUCUUCCCCUUCAAGCCUCCCUAACACACGCCCACAGCGGGGGGAGGGAAGCAGGCAGGGAUGGCACCCGACAUGCGAGAGGGGAUGGGUGGUGUGGGUGUCGGUGUGGGUGACGUAUGCGGGUUUGGGUUCGAGGGCGUGGAGAAGCGGUAUGUGCUCCGGCUGAAUGAGGGCGUGUUCGCUCAUCUGGAUGUGGGCAGCCUGCGAGAGGUGGAGGAUCACCAGUGGCAGGGGGUGCUCGACAAGGCCGGUGAGUGCUCAGACUCAGACUCAGACAGCCCGCUUCUGGUGCCCUGCCCAUGUGCAAAUGCGUGUUGUUCUGUCGUUUCCUUCUUCUUUUCUCCGUGUGUGUCGCGUGGCGUGUCUGCCUGCCUGCCUGCCUGCAGUGUGUCACAUAUUGUCCAAGAUCAAGUCGGUGCCUGCCGUCGGCCCCCCCGACAAACAGGCGGUGGACGCCCUCGCCAAAGUGACCAGCAAGAAGAAACGAAAAACCAAGAGAAGAAAGACCAAAGUCAGUAUGAGAGAGAUGACAGACACAAACAUCCACUCGUUCGCUCACCCAAUGCGUUGCAUCCCGUGUGCAUCUCUGCACUCGCAGGGGAAGCGUGCGAGUGCUGUGGUGGUGCGGUCGGACGAAAGCAAUGGGUCGCCCCUGAGAGGGUGUGUCGGUGCCGCUGGUGUUGGUGGCGGCGAUGGGAGCGUCACUGCGUAUCUGCUGUCGGAGAGCUCCCUCUUCGUCUAUGACGACACCAUCGUCCUCAAGACCUGCGGGUAUGUUGGUACCAACACACUGCUCUCAUCCAGUCCAGCACUCACUCGCCCGCCCCGACAUGCACUGCACUCGUGUGUGUCUGUCUGUCUGUCUGUCUGUGUGUCUGCAGGACUACGACUCCCCUGUUGUGCACGGACGCGUUGCUCCACCUGCUUCUCCCCGACCACAUCCUCUCUCGCAUCGCCAGCCACCACUUGGGGGACAGCUGCAGGUCGUCGGAGUGUGAGUGGCCCUCGAUCGCUCUGUCGAGUGUGGUGGACUACGCCCUGUUCACGCACCUCAACUAUCGCCAGCCACAGCUGCAGACCUACCCACACAGGACAUUCAAUGAAGAGGUCCGUCCGUGAGCAUGAGCCGCGGCUGGAGGAGGGAGAGGGGGUGUGGUGGGACGGUUGUGUGUGUGUGUGUGUGUAUGUGUGUCAGGUGAGUUUCCUGAAGAGGUAUUUCCCCAGUGGCGAGGCCUUCGAGCUGCAGACGGCCCCCGAUUCCACCUUCUCAAUAUUCCUCUACCAAAGCCCCAUCAGCAGCAACCAGCAGCGCCAGGACCAGCCCCCGGCAAUCGCCCACCCCUCCCUCCCAUCCCCCCACACCACCACGGCGAUCCUCUCUUCACCCAACGGCCGCAGGCACCACUCCCAGCCGCACCAGCAGACGCAGAAGCGGCGCAACAUGCCCCCCCUGUCGGCAGUGCAGGCAGGAUCUGCGCCUGACGGGAGCCAUCGACCUAGGGGAGGGCAGCGGGAGCAGGUGGUCACUCUGACCGAGUGGCUGCUCAUCGGCAUCGACCCCAAAUCGGUGGAGAGGUUCGCCGGCAGGGGCGAGUAUGAGCACGGUGAUGGUGGGGAGGGCGGGGAGGGCGGUGGGAGGGGGCUGCAUUUUUGCGGCGCGCUGCGGGACCUCCUGCCCUCUGGUGCAGAGGUCGACCAGUACUGGUUCGCGCCUCAGGGUUACUCCUGCAACGCCCUUGCCGGCCCCUUCUUCCUGAAUGCCCACAUCUCGCCCGAGCCGGAGACGUCCUACGCGUCGGUGGAGGUCAACUUCCCUUUUGGCAUCGAUCAUGGCAUGUCGUGCGAGGCCAUCCAGAGGGUGGUGGUGGAGUGCUUCAGGCCGAGGGAGGUGCACCUGGUGCACAUACGCCCUACUGAGGUGAGUGUGUGUGUGGGUGAGGUGACAUGAACACGGCACCGGCACACGCAUCGGCCAGUGUGUGGUUUGUUUGUGUCAGGAUGGGUUUGUGGUGCCUGCUCCCUCUCCCCUGCACCAACCGUGUGGCGGCGACUCGUCAUCUCACCACGUGUCGGCAGUGCCCUAUUCCAAGGUGCGUCAGGUGGAGGCUUCGGGCAGCAGCUACCGCGUCGUGCACAGCCACUACUCCCUGCAAGAGUGAGUGACCAGCAUCCGCAGUGCGUUCCCCUCCCCUCCUUGAUGUAACUCUCUGUCUGUCUGUCUGUCUGUCUGUCUGUGUGCUCAUGGGUGUGCAGGCGGCAUUCAGUGAAGCAGGCAGGCGGCCCACUGCCGCCCCUGUCUUCGCUGCUGCCCCCUUCACCUCUCCAGCUCCCCUCCCCAAUGCGGUCCCCGCCCCUCCCCUCCCUCACAGACAGCAACAACUCAGACAACGACUCGUCCGGACGGUCGUCGUCAUGCACCAACACCUCCGCCACGCCAUCGUUCAUCCUCAAUGUCGACGGACUGGACGAGAGCAUCAGCAGCGAUGGCGACGGUUCGGUGUCUGGAGGUGGUGGUGGGUCUGAAGCGCUGGAGGAUCUGCUUGAGCGGCUGAAGGUCGAGGUGGGCAUGGCGUGUGUGGAUGGUGCCGGUGGUGGCGGUGGCGGUGAUGGUGAGGUGGGGGUGGUGCGUGAGCUGGUGGAUCAGAAAAGGGUCGACGGGCCGUUUGUUGUCGUGGACAUCCAGAGGGUGAGUGAGAUAACUCACGACACAUACAGAGGGAGAAUAGACGGGCAAUGAGGUCUGCGCUGUAUUGGCGUACAGGUGAUCGAUCAGUAUCGUCAGUGGCAGCGGCUGCUCCCCAAGAUCACACCUUACUACGCCGUAAGCAACCGCCCCACACACACGAGAGACCACACACAGACGAAUCCAUCCAGGGUGGUCUCUGCAAUGAUCUGAUCCAUCAGGUCAAGUGCAAUCCUGACCCCGUGUUGGUGCGGGUGCUGGCCGCCCUCGGCGCACGAUUCGACUGCGCCUCACAAAACGAAAUCCGACAGGUACAAAGCCCCUGUCUGUUGCCGUCCGUUUGUGUGUUCGCAUCCAUUCCAUGACUUGUCUGCGUGUGGAUGCAACGGAUGCAACGGCUGCAGGUGCUGGACCUGGGUGCGCAGGGCAGCGACAUAGUGUACGCCAACCCCUGCAAACAGGUCUCCGGCCUGGCUUAUGCGCGCCAGCACAACGUGCAGCUCAUGACUUUCGACAACCAGGACGAGCUGCACAAAAUCGCCGUAAGUUAGCAGACACGGAGACACAAAAGCCGGAGACUCCAGCAUUUCAGACGAAGAAUGGAUGUGUCUUCCUUCCGCCCUGCCCCUCUGCUGCUGCAGGCCCACCACCCGUCAUCCAGCCUCCUGCUGCGCAUCCAGACCGACGACACCCACGCCGUCUGCCCAAUGUCGUGCAAAUUCGGCGCCCCGGAGCAAUCGUGGCGGGUCCUGCUGCAGUGCGCCAAAGCCCUCAACCUCUCGGUCGUGGGCGUGUGCUUUCACGUGGGAUCGGGCUGCAAGCAGAAGGGGGCCUUCUCGCGGGCGCUGCGCGAUGCGAGGCGGCUGUUCGAUUUGGGCGUGGGGGCGGGCUUCGACAUGCGGGUGCUCGACAUUGGCGGCGGGUUCCCGUGUGAGGUGGAGGAUGGCGGGGUGUGUGAGGGGGUGGUCACCUUCCCUGAGAUGGCGAGAGAGAUCACCGACACGCUUGACGAGCUGUUCGACAAAGAUGUAAGGACGGGGAGGAUCCACACACCGACGCACGUGUGGGGGGGGAAGGUAUGUGUGUCUCCAUACGUGUCCAUCAGGUGCAAGUGAUAGCCGAGCCAGGGCGGUACUUUGCCGGUGCCUGCCACACACUCGCCGUGCGGGUGUUUGCGAGGAGGGCGCCGACUGAGACCACCGCAGAUGAGGGGCGGUACCUCUACUACGUCAACGACGGCCUCUACGGCUCCUUCAACUGCCUCCUGUACGACCACGCAACCGUCACACCAGAGCUGCUCAGGUACAGCCAUGGGCACACACACACAGACGCGACAUGGAGCCAUCCAUCUGUGUGUGCGGAAUCUGUGUGUGUCAGGGAGCAUGAUGGGGGCCCCGUGUAUCGGUCCACCGUCUUCGGGCCGACGUGUGACGGCUUCGAUGUCAUUCUCAAAGACGUCAUGCUGCCCAUCAUCGAGGUGAGUGAGGCACAGGCAGACAGAGCGCCGGCGGAGAGCGGGAUGAGGUGCUUUGGAUGUUUUGUGUGAGUGCAGAUGGACGAGUGGCUGGUGUUCCGCAACAUGGGUGCCUACACGACGGCGGCGUGCUCCACAUUCAACGGAUUCAGCAAACCCAAACCGUUCUACUGCAGAGUGGCGCGAGAGUGAUUUCGGGGUGCAUGUCUGUCUUGCGUGUAUGUGUCUUGCGUGUGUGUAUGUGUGCGUGCGUGUGUGAUUGUACCUGUGCUCAUGACCAUGACCAUGGCAUAUGCCCUGCCACUGAGUGGGGGCCCACAUUUUCCU
This is a messenger RNA of Vitrella brassicaformis, 4734 nucleotides long. The record is from the annotation of a GenBank genome assembly. Lineage: Eukaryota; Vitrellaceae.